Molecule: messenger RNA, 1420 nt
Organism: Nymphaea colorata (pocket water lily)
Lineage: Eukaryota; Viridiplantae; Streptophyta; Magnoliopsida; Nymphaeales; Nymphaeaceae
Product: purine permease 3-like
Exons: 2
Coding region: 39-1226 (395 amino acids)
Cellular component (GO): membrane
Molecular function (GO): purine nucleoside transmembrane transporter activity
Source: RefSeq, a predicted model, not a curated record
AAGCUUCGGUUCUCAGUUCUCACACUGAAGGGGUAGCCAUGGCUGAGCAAAAAGUCUCAGAGAUAUCUCCGGGACACACCGUCGUCCAAUUGGAGACCAACACAGCCACGGCCACCCCACACAGGAAAGAGCAAGAAACGAAGCAAAUGAAAGAGACCAAGGGGAAGUGGAAGAUGGGCUCAAUUGCAUCAAGAACUGGCUUGGUUUAUUGGGCUCUAGUCUUCGCCAACUACUUAGCCCUCUCCAUUGGCCUGGUCUCAUCUAACAUGCUCUCCAGGUUCUAUUUCAUGCACGGAGGAAGCAGGAGAUGGGUCACAUCCUUAACCCAGUCGGCAGGUUUCCCCUUUCUCUUUAUUCCACUGGGAAUUUCCUACUACAUGAACCCAACUUCAUCCUACAAGCCAUUCUCCUGCUUCACACCAAGGAUCCUGCUCUGCACCAUAGUUUUAGGGUUGCUCAUAGGCUUCGACAACUUCAUCUACUCCUGGGGUGUCUCCUUCCUCUCCGCUUCCAUAUCUUCCUUGCUCCUUUCCACACAGUUGGCCUUCACAGCUCUAUUCUCCUGCCUCAUCGUGAAGCAGCCAAUGAACUUCCCAACUCUGAACUGCAUCAUCCUCCUGACGUUGAGUUCUGCACUUGUUGGGUUCACCAGCAGCAGCCAAAGGCCUCCUGGUGUCACCAACAUUCAGUAUGCCAUGGGAGUGAUCCUCACCAUUGCUGCCGCGGCUCUCUAUGGUCUGUACUUGCCGUUGUUGGAGCUUCUGAACAGCAACCUGACGAAGAAGAAGAAGUUGGUAAUCACGUUUAGGCUUGUGUUGGAGACGCAGAUCGUGAUCUUCGCUACUGCUACACUGUUUUCCGGCUUGGGACUGGUCAUCAGCGGCGAUUACCGGAGGAUCAAAACGGAAGCGGCGGGGUUCAACGUUGGGGAGGUGAAGUACGUUCUGUGCCUGGUGUUUGGAGCUCUUGCAUGGCAGAUGGCCUUUGUAGGAACCGCGGGUUUGGUGUUCCUGACGAGCUCCCUGAUGAGUGGCAUAUGCAUAACUGCACUGAUACCGGCAGGGGUUCUGUCUCCGCUGGUUUUCUUCCAUGAAGGUUUCAGUGCGGGGAAGGGCUUCGCCAUUGUUCUUUCGUUAUGGGCUUUCGCUUCUUACCUGUUUGGGGAGUACAAGCAAAAGAAAGCCGAGCCUGGGAAUGAAGUAGAGUUGGGCAGCCAGAAAAAAUGAUGGCUGAUGAGUCUUAGAAGGAUAGAGUACUCUAUUUGCUUCAUUAGAAGAUUACAUUUUUACAGCCUACAUGUGUGGGCUUCAUUAGAGAGUUGCAAUUGCAUGCCUUUGUAACAUUCAUAUCUGCUGUAUUCAGUUUGUAAGUUGACAAUCAUCACUUGUGUCAUAAGAUUUAAUGAAGUUUUAUUAUCAUA